Molecule: messenger RNA, 1461 nt
Organism: Cannabis sativa
Lineage: Eukaryota; Viridiplantae; Streptophyta; Magnoliopsida; Rosales; Cannabaceae
Product: bark storage protein A
Exons: 6
Coding region: 159-1214 (351 amino acids)
Biological process (GO): nucleoside metabolic process
Molecular function (GO): catalytic activity
Source: RefSeq, a predicted model, not a curated record
CACUAUCUUAUAAUAAUAUUCUUAUCACGUUGUCAUAAAAAAAUAUUAAUUCUUAGCCUUGGGCUAUAUAUAAUAACAUAAUAAGAGUUGAAAAUUUACAUAGAGAGAAGCGAUCGAUCGAGGAGGGUGUGAGGAAAAUUAAGAAAGAAUAGUUUAUAAUGGGGCAAUAUUGGAAAUGGCUAGGGUAUUAUUUGAUGAUAUGGGAGAUAGUAUUAGUAUUAGGAGUAGUUGGGUCAUCGACUCAUUUAGGUGGAUCAGGUUCGUCGUGGAAAAGGUCAUAUAAAAAGAUAGUAAAGCAGAUAAAUGGUAAAGGACCCUAUAUUGGGCUUAUCACUGUAUAUCCUCCUGAAGAAGAUGCUUUCUUCUCUACUGGCUCUUUUCAACCCGACUCCGACUACCCUUUUCUCGAUCUAUCAGGCAGGCGAUUUCGAGUGGGGAAUGUUUAUGGCAAGAGAGUCAUUUAUGUGAAAUGUGGAGUUGGACUGAUCAAUGCGGCUGCUACAACACAACAAAUGUUAGAUGUAUUUAACAUGAGGGGUAUUAUUCAUUUUGGGAUUGCUGGGAAUAUCAACGACUCCAUGUCUAUUGGCGAUGUUACCAUUCCCAAAGAGUUUGCCGACACUGGCAUUUGGGAUUGGCUGAACCCGAAUGCAACGGUGGAUAGCACUGAUAUUGCAGGAUUGGAUGUGAAGAAUUAUAAUGUACCAGAAGGAGGAGAAAAUCUAUUGGGUCAUAUUGGGUUCAACUUUGAGCAAUUCUACUCAAAUUCUGGGAAGCCAAACACUGCACAGCCCAUGGUUUGGGCUCAGGUUAAUCAGCACUGGCUUCAUGUUGCUUCCAAACUUGAGGGGAUGGAACUGAAACAGUGUGUGAAUUCAACUUUGUGUUUGGAGAAAAAGCCCAAGUUAGUUGUGGGACUUAGGGGUUCAACAUCCAAUAUUUUUGUUGACAAUGCAGCUUAUAGGGACUUCCUUUUCCAAACAUUUCAGGUUUCAUCUUCAGACAUGGAAAGUUUUGCUGUGGUUAUGACAAGCUUGUCCAAUGAAUUCCCUGUGCUUGUAAUUAGAGGGCUUUCUGAUAUAGCUGGUGGGCAAGAAGGAACAAAUACCAUUGAGCUGUUUGGUUCUCUGGCAGCUCUUAAUACAGCCAACUCUGUUAUUCGUUUCUUGAAGGAAUUAAAAGCUUUUGAUGAUUCCAAUUAUAGUUAUAUGUAGUUUUCCACGAUGAGUUACUACUAGUACUACUACAGUACUCAGAUAUGGAAUGAAAGUUCUUGUAUUGUUUAUACAUUUGCUAAUUAAAAAUUUCAUAAAUAAAACAAAAGUUGAUGCAUAUCGCCGUCUGUGGGAAUCGAACCCACGACCACGUGGUUAAAAGCCACGCGCUCUACCGGCUGAGCUAAGACGGCUUCUUGUAAUGUAAUGAAGUAUUAUAAAUUAUAAUUCUUUGCCUCCUUCCAAA